CACAGCACCAUGGGUGCUAAGCAGACCAAAGGCCAGGAGCCUGGAGGAGCCAGCCCUCAGCACAGCUGGAAGCGGACACCCACCAAGGAGCGGGGGGACAUCUUGGCAUCCCUCAUGCUCAAGUCCGGGGACCGGCUAAGUCGUGGUGGGACUCCACCGCCAUACCAGCGCCGUAUUGGCAUGAUCCAGGAGAUGAUGCUGAUGGCCAAACAGGGCAAGCAGGACGAGGCCACCGAGAUGCUCAGGACACUGAGACAGGAUUUGGGCAUGGAGUCAACAUCCCUGGAUGACGUGUUGUACCGCUACGCCAGCUUCAGAAACCUGGUUGACCCCAUCACACAUGACCUGAUUAUCAGCCUAGCACGAUAUGUCCACUGCCCCAAGACGGAGGGCGACUCUCUUGGGGCGAUGGAAAAGGUCUGUCGUCAGCUGACCUAUCAUCUCAGCCCCCACUCACAGUGGAGGAGACAGGGCCUGCUCAAGAGGAAACCUCAGGCCUGCCUGAAGGCGGUGCUGUCAACCCCUCCGUCCAGCGGGGCGUUGGAUCUGUCCGGUAUCCCUCUGGUGGCUCGAGACAUGGAGCGUCUGUGUGCUCACCUACAACGCCAUGCGUCUACGGUGGCCAGCAUGGAGCUGGGCUUCACCGAGCUGACGGACGAGGCCUUUCUCCUGCUCCUGCCCACGCUGACCGCCCUGCCACAUCUGGAGACCCUGGCACUGAAUGGAAACAGGCUGACCAGAACUAUUCUGAAGGAGCUCACUGAUGCCCUGAAGGAUCCAGGCAGUUUCCCCAGCGUGACGUGGAUUGACCUGGGCAACAACGUUGACAUCUUCUCCCUGCCACAGCCCUUCCUGUUGAGCCUGAGGAAGCGCUGCCCAAAGCAGGGCAACCUGCCCACCAUCCUGGAGUUUGGAGAGAGUCAGGCCAGCGACCCACCCGAAAGACUGAGGGGCCUCGAGGAAGAGGAGGAGACGGAUGAUACAAACCGGACGGAGAGCAUGGGUGAUCUGCGGUCGGAGGUGGAGGAGGAGCUUGACGGCGAGAUGGAGAUAGAGGAGAUGAUGGAGGAGCUGCUGGACUUCGACAGGGAGGUGCAGGGAAAGGAGGACGAGGAAGAGAGCAUGUGGACAGUGCAGGAGCAGAGGAAAAUUGGUAGGGGCCGGGGGAGGAGAGAGGGGGAGGAGGGUGGGGAGAAGGAGGCGAAGAGGAGAGCGCAGCAGCCGGGGAGGAAGGCUGUGAUGGCGGAGGACGAUGACGACACGCAUAGCCACUCUUCCCGCCUGUCCUACUCCAGCCAGUCGCUGCACUCCUCCGGGGCCGUUGAGCCAAUGAGGGUGGAGGAGGACGACUUGACCGACCAAUCAGAUCACUUGACCUGAUUGCUGCUCCACACUCUGCUCCUACUUCCCCAUCCUGUAUCGAGUCUGGUGUGACAGGACACGAGAGAGGGUUCCUGCAGAGGCCAACGGAGUGUGCUCAAAGUCAAACAGGCUGCAGCGGUGGCAGGAUGUGAUCCAAAAUGAACACGCCACUCGAUACUCCCUCCACCCAUCUGAUUCUGGACGAGCUGUUGCUGAACCCUGGUGACUGUAACAGGAGGAGACAAUCUCCGACAGGACAUCAGCUUUAUCCUAACUGUCUGUUGUUUCAUAGGCUGAAAACGCUUAUACCUAGACUAGACCGACAAAUUAUAUCACGUGAGGCUUUUAUGUAUAGAAUGAUAAUCUUUAUUCAGGUCCUUCCUCCUGGUAACCCUGGUAAUACCUAAAUGUGCCUGUAACACUUCCCAUAACUGGUAGAGAGAUUUCAAAGAAAAUAUAGAAAUGGAGACUCAUACAAAGUAAUCAGGGCCCUUAUUUCCCAAACGAAACUAGUGGAAAUGUUUAAAAUAUCUCCCUCCCACAUGCAGCCAGAUGGACGAAAAGAUUGACUGGAUUCAAAAGUAAGGCCAACAAAUUUGUAGAGAUCCGUUGCUACUCAAGAAACGAGCAGAUGCACGGUCCUCUGGUGAAAGACAAGUGCAGCGAGGAUGAAAUUAGUCAGCUGAAACCAAAAGAAGUAAGCAACUUGUAAGACUCAGUGGUCUUACUGCUAUGUGUCCCAAAGUCCUAGGGGGUCCAGCUGAAAUAUUUAGUAGCCUUUCUCCUGAUAAUCUAGGUCAUGUGUCACUCCAUGGUACUGUAAACUAAUGUUAAUCACAUGUUUACAAUGCCGUGUCAAAAUAUAGGCCGCAGACAGCUUUAUGUAGUAUGUAGCUCUCACCCAGCUAGUGCUUUCCCUCCAUGUGUCACUUAUGGUCCAUGCAAAGCUUUAAGAUCUAACAGUAUUUUGGGAUGUACAGUGCAUAGUACAGUAUAUAGGUGUAUAUACACUGUAUAUUCAGUAUGCAGUCAUUUAGAUUAGCCAUUUCAAGAGGAACACCGCACAAUACAAGGAACCGUAUUUGUUAUUUUUGUGGUCUGGGGUUUAGUCAUAUGUGUGUACAUGAGUAAUACUUCAAACCCGGGAGUGAAGCUGAGCCUCACUCUCCAAGGAACCCGUUGGAAGAGGUUGUAUUGAUAUGGAAAGUAGGAUUAUGUUAAGGCAGAGAAUAUUAACUUCCCAUUGAAGCUCAUGCUCAAGCAGUUUAAAAUUGUGUGUAAAAAAAGUGCGUAUCCAGUUGAUGCUUCUCUGCAGACACCCGUCCCGUGCACUAAUGCGCCUCAGCCUGUGCCGCCGUUAACAUGUGUGGCAUUAAAAAGGAAGGCGCCUGUGAGGCUUUGCUGUUGCAUCACAAAUCUUCACCUCAGCUGACUCCACCAUGGAGGCUGGAAUAAUGCCUGAGUACAGGGGGCGUGUGAAAUAACACAAACACUGGGCAGUAUCAGUCAGUGCAAUACAACAAUGCCAAAAACACAAGAGUUCACUACACCUCUUUUACACUCGGUUGUAAUGAAUAUCAUCAAUAAACAGAGCUGUUGAAUUGUUAUGUAUUAUAUAAUCAGGUGUUUGUGUAUAUUUAUACAGGGCCCCUCCACUGGUUUUACAUGUGAUGCUCAGUGUUGUGUGAAGUACCUCUCUCCUCCGCCUAUGAAACAUAUCUAUAAUAUGUUCUGUCACCAGAGGAGCUCUCUUAAAUCUGAAAAAGUAACCAUGACGAUGCUAUAAGGAAAGAAAUCCAACCAACACGUUGUAUGAGGUGUUCUGAUGUGUUCUGCUCCAAAUAGACGGUGAACAUAUUCACUAGUGCUGCAACUCCAUAGUCAAAUAUGUUUGGUUUUGUACUUUGUCUGUAUAGUAUGGAUUCAUAAAUACCCACUAGGGGGCAGUUCAUGCACAGCAGAUCCGUUUUUCCAUCCAUCCGCUAUCUAUAUCGCUUUGAGUGUUAGGGUGGGGGGGUGAAACUGAUCCCAGCUAACAUGAGGAAACAGAGGAAGUACAGGUCACAAUUCAAUAAACCAUCCACACUCACAGUCACCCUUAUGAGCAAUUACAGUCUUAAAUUAACCUAAGAUGCAUGUUUGGACUGUGGGAGGAAGAGUAUCCAGAGAAAACCCACGUAGGCACAGGGAGAGUCAUAGAGGGACAAAACUAUUCGAACCCAGUGAGCAACAAUGUCAUCCACUGCACCACCGUGCCAUCCAAUUAUCCACUUUUGCACAACACAAACAGAAGCCAAGACGACUCGAUAAGGGAACCAUAUUGUCGAUGUUGAGCUCACGCCAGAGAAAAUGACAGCUGUAACAUGGUAGAUGGUAUAACAUGUGGACAGCUCCACAAGCUUCUAUUCAGCCAAAGUCAUGGUGAUCCAUAACUGCUGCUAACCUAUCUUUCUGUUACUGCCCCCCACUGGUCAUGUGAUGAACUGCUUUUUAUAGAUACAUCACAUUGCAUUGGGAACCAACACACACAUUAAAAGCUAUUAUGUUAACACAAACACAGUCUCAGUGACCUUGGAGAGAGAGAGCAUUGUUUACAUAUGGGGUUAUACCCAUAUUUAAUAUCCAUUUGCAGUAUCUCUAUGAAGACACUUAUCAUUUUGACCUCGGUGACAGAAAUAGUUUUGUAAAACAAUGAAAAGGGAAACAUUUAAAAAGUUCAAACCCAUUGACCCACAUAGACCACCAAAUCCUAAUGUCGAAAAGAGUGUGUGUGUGUGUGUGUGUGUGUGUGUGUGUGCGUGUGUGUGUGUGUGUGGCAGGUAGGAGGGUUCCUGACCCUCUUUGAUCGUCUGAGCCUUUCUGAAAGAUUAUACUGACGCCUUAAAAGUCAGGAAACCUCGGCCCCUGCUGUUCAGGAUCAGGAGAGUUCCCCUUUAAGAAAUGUACUUAUUUAUGUAAAAUUAAUUAAAACAUGCCAUGUGUUACCCGUGUUUAGGGUUAGCUGUGUAGAUUUGCACGUCUUUGUGGAAAGGUUAGGUAAACAUGAUGAGAAUCCGACAUGUGGAGUUAUAUGACUUGACAACUGAUUUGCAUAGUGGCACUGGACCGAAUGAUGGCCAGACUAUUUUAUUGAAAACACAUUCUGACAAGCAAAAAUGAUCUAGUUUAUACCUGAAUCAUACAAUAUAAAACAUGUAAAUAACAGGCUCUGUUGUAAGAUGUUUAAUUUAAAUACUAACAUCUAGAUGAAGAUAUUUUUUUGAAUUAAUUUAAAUUAAUGUGCACAGACUACGUAGGAAAUCAACUGUGCAUAGCAAAAUACCUUUUUUGGCACAUUUUAAAAUAUUUAUAUAAUCAUUAAAAAUAUAUAUAUAUUAAAAGUGAUCUAAGCCUACAAGUCCAUGAAAAGCCUUUUAACCAACCUUGUAUGGUCUGUGUUGGUCAUUGAACGUAUUGUGAUCCUAAUAUGCAGAUGUUCAUCACGUGUUCUUUACAAGAAGAAUCUUCCCUUUAAUCUGCAGCAGCUUCACACUGAGCUCUGAGCUUGAGCUGCAUCGAGAUGGAUUUGACACACAAGUCAUUACAGCGAACCCUUUAAACAGAGAGUAGACGAGCCGCCCUGCUCUAUACCAUCACCGGCAGAAUCACACAUGAUUCAUGUGAGACAAAGGGAGAACAUCCUUGAAAACCACAGUGAUUAUUAGAAUUUGGAGCUAUUGUAUGAAAGAACGUCAAAUACUGAUUAUUAAGUAAUGAGUUCAUAUUGUGAUUUAAAUGUUUGUAUAUCAUGUGUGGUGGAUCAGUGUGGAUCCCUAGUUUAAUUGAAAGGUUCUCAGGUUCAUUGCAGACAGAUGGUGUUGGUUAGUGGAGAUGAUGGAGAUGUGUACAUGCUUGUUAAUGUGCGGAAAAGAUGCACUUGUCUGCUUUCAUGUUAAGGUCACUGCAAAUCAAAGCAAGGACAUCUCUAGUGGAACUAGGCCGAUGUAUGAACACAGGCUGGGCUUUGAAUUUCUAACCUUUGAUCCAUCACUUAGUGAUAUGAGGAAUUCGGUGCAGACUGAUCUUAGACUGACAUCAAAUUUAACUCCUGCAGAUAUUUUGAUAUGAUUCCACACACGUGUGAAUGACCAUGGUUUAUUAAAAUGAUUCCCUGGGUUUCAACAAGUCAUUUCAUGGAGAUAAAAUACUGAUUAGGAAUAAGAACCCAGUAAGAAUCAAGUGUCUGAAGAUGCAAACUGACUUAAACUCUUGUGUUUGAAAAUUUAACAAACAAUCUCCCUCGAUUCACUUUUACUUCUUUCACUGUAACUGUAUUUAUCAUUUGCUCCCAUUGUAGCCAUGUGUCUAUUGUUUGAGUCUCUGCUCGUCACGACACGCAGUGUGACCACUCCCUACAUAUAUCGCAAUGAGGCAUGAGAUCAACAUGUUGUUUAGCUGCACUGACUGAGCAGGAAUGAACUAUGGAUGCUUUUAGUGACUAGAGGAUGCAGCGCUGCCGUGCACGUCUUGCCCUAUGAGUGAUGUAUUGUGAGAUGUAAAAUAGAAACUAAUGUGAUUUCGAAGGCGUGACUGUCUGUGGCCUUGGAUGUUCUCUCCCAAUGAGUCUUUCUUCUAUAUAUAUUCUAUAUUCAGUAUACCUCUCAAUUACUCUCUAUACAGUACCUUCCUCAGCCGCUCACCUUUUCCGACAGCUCCCAUGGAUCUUUAAUUUUCAAGCCAGCUUACUGAGACAAUACAGCCGAACAAAUGCUCUGUGGAAUUGAUAUAUAGGCCAACAGUUGACACCUAACCUUUUCUGUUAUGCCAUGGAUCUUGCAAAUAAAUUCUGUGAUAUAAAAACA
Molecule: messenger RNA, 6203 nt
Organism: Pleuronectes platessa (European plaice)
Lineage: Eukaryota; Metazoa; Chordata; Actinopteri; Pleuronectiformes; Pleuronectidae
Gene: lrrc75a
Product: leucine rich repeat containing 75A
Exons: 5
Coding region: 10-1380 (456 amino acids)
Source: RefSeq, a predicted model, not a curated record